Molecule: messenger RNA, 652 nt
Organism: Rubroshorea leprosula
Lineage: Eukaryota; Viridiplantae; Streptophyta; Magnoliopsida; Malvales; Dipterocarpaceae
Source: the annotation of a GenBank genome assembly
UUAACACAGGCAGUCCUCAAAAAUGGAGUUGCAAGCUAUGGAUAGAGCUAGGACACAUCAACCCUGUGCAGCUUGCAGGACGCUGCGCCGGAGAUGUGACAACAAUUGUGUCCUCGCCCCGUAUUUUGCAGGUGAUGAGAUUGAGAAAUUUAUUGGUGUGCAUAAGGUCUUCGGAGCUAGUAAUGUUAUCAAAAUGAUUCAGAUGGUGGAGGAGACGAAGAGGGAGGACACCGUGAAGGCUUUAGUAUAUGAAGCAACAGCAAGGCUCAGGGACCCGGUUUAUGGAAGCACCAGAAUCAUUUUUUACUUGCAGAAAAUGGUGGAGGAACUGAAAGCUCAGCUGGAAUCAACUAGGGCUAAAGUUUUUGAGGUCCAACGGCAAAAGGAUGAAUUGUUGGGCAUUUUAGUGAGUGUUAAUCAGCUUGAUCUUCUAUCAGACAUGGAUGAUCCAUGGUUUUAUGGUGGCAGUUUAGAAUUGGAUUGUGAUACUAUUAUGGCCUUCGAUCCUCCCCAACUCCCAACAGAAUGUGACUGGAUUUCAUGAAUCUCUCCCUAUACUAUAUCAUGUUUCGUUAUAUGGUUAUAGUUUAGGAAAACCUUAGGCAACUUAUUCUUUUUUUCUUUUUUGUUAAAAUAGAUGUAACUUGCAAUG